AUGAUCAACCCCAUCUCGCCUGGCGACCUGGAAGAAGCUCGACUCUAUUGGACAAAGCAUGUUCAAGGACAACUAUUCUGGCUGGAAAUUCAGUCCCUGAAAAAGGGCGAGCAACUCGGCAAGAGCCAUCCACUGGCCAGAUUAACGCCCUGGGUCGACCCUGCUGGAGUUCUUCGCGUCGGCGGACGUCUUCAAAACUUCAAUCUCAAUGCUGAAGCACGACAUCCGAUCAUUCUAUCACGACGCCAUCACUUCACUGAUCUGAUCAUUCUGGACGCACUCCGCAGAACCCUACACGGCGGCACCCAGCUCACCCUGGCUUACACUCGCAAUCACUAUUGGGUACUUGGCGGUCGAGCGCCAGUCCGGUCCCAUAUACGCCGCUGUGUACGUUGUGCCCGCUUCCUACAAGAGCGUGCCCAGCAACUCAUGGCACCGCUUCCAAUUCCCAGAGUCACGCAAUCACGGGCAUUCGACCACACCGGUGUUGACUACGCCGGAUCGUUCAACAUCAAAACAUGGAAGGGAAGAAACACCAAGACCUACAAAGGCUAUUUUGCAUUGUUCGUCUGCCUUUCUACAUCAGCUGUACGAGUACACUUGGAGCUGGUCAGCGACUACACAUCCGACGCAUUCAUCGCUGCCUACAAACGGUUCACCGCACGUCGAGUAAUCUGCGCGACCUUCAACAGCGACUGCGGUACUAAUUUCAAAGGUGCAGAUAAGGAAAUCCGUCGACUGUUCACCGCCGCCACCAAGGAAUCAAUGGAGAUUGGCAACCUCCUUGGAUCUCUUGGUACCCAGUGGAAAUUCAACACACCCUCUGCUGCCCACUUUGGCGGAAAAUGGGAAUCCGGGGUUAAAUCUGUCAUGCAUCACCUCCGGCGCAGCGUUGGCGAACGAACCUUCGAAGAGAUGACCACCUUCCUUACACAAGUCGAAGCGACGCUGAACUCUCGUCCACUCUGUCCACUGACCGAGGAUCCUGAAGACCUCGAGGCACUCACACCCGGACACUUUCUUAUAGGCAAGGCCCCCAACGUGUUGCCAGAACCCUCGCUGGACCAUCUACAACCGGACCGACUGUCUCGUUGGCAACUUGUUCGCCAAGCCCUCGACGGCUUCUGGAAGCAUUGGUCAACAGCGUGCCUCCAACGCUACCUGUCCAGAUCUAACCUCAAUCGAACACGCUACGCUCGUUCGAUACCUGCACCACUGCCUCAGGUCGACCACGCUAUGCUCAUUCGAUACUUGCACCAUCUCUCGGACCGAACACGCCUAGCUCAUUUCGGUAUCUGUCAUCUUAGUCCCUGA
Molecule: messenger RNA, 1314 nt
Organism: Dalotia coriaria
Lineage: Eukaryota; Metazoa; Arthropoda; Insecta; Coleoptera; Staphylinidae
Exons: 1
Coding region: 1-1314 (437 amino acids)
Biological process (GO): DNA integration
Molecular function (GO): nucleic acid binding
Source: RefSeq, a predicted model, not a curated record